CACUUACAGAUUUCCCGGCGAUAGACUUCCCGGCACGCAACUAUGACAGUAACGAGCUCCUGCUCCAAUAUCACGCAAUGGACGUGGUCAACCGGACACAGUCGCUGCGAAGGCGUCAUCCGCAAUGCUGCCCACCGGAGUGCACAACGUGAGCCUGGUCUACGCCCUCGUCUGGGCCAUCGAUAGCUUCUACGGUCGGGCCACCUGUACUCCGCUGGCAAUAGUCCAGUUCGCCACGAGCCGGCAGAGUCGAGGGCACCACAAUGACCUUAUCGACGCCACACUAAGCAAAUGCUCCGCCAGCUACAAGGUCCAGUUUCUGCUCGAGGACGACCAAGUGGAGGAGACCGAGAACAUGAAGGAGCUGCCGCCUCUGAGCGGCAUUACGGGAAGACCCAUCGCCAUUUGGUUUGUGGACAGCCUUCGGGCCUACAUCCGGCUGGAGAUGUACCUGAUCCAAGUGGGCAGUCCCUACAAGAGAAACGGCUACUUCGUCUUGGUCUACACGGGCGUGGAGGACGAGCCUAUGGAGUCCAUCAAGAUCAUGUUCCGGCGCCUGCUCAACAUGUAUGUUCUGAACGUGGUUGUCUUUCUCCCCCGCUACGGAACUGUCCAGUUGUACACCUACUACCCGUACGGGCCACACCGCUGCCAGUCCUCGCUGCCAGUCUUCUACACGGCUUUCCACCACCUGCCACCUCCUUACACAGGCUUCGGCUUGACGAAGCCACUCUUUCCCAGCAAGAUGAACGACAUGUACGGAUGCGAGAUGGUCGUAGCAACAUUUGAACACCGGCCCUAUGUUAUUCUGGAGGAUGACAAAAAAGUACCAGGUGGCAGGAUUCUUCAUGGCAUUGAGGGAAUGAUUUCCCGUGCUCUGGCGGAGCGGAUGAACUUCAGCAUUAAGUUGGUGGAGCCCAAGGACAAAAACCGCGGUGAAAUCCUGCCCGAUGGCAACUAUACGGGCAUACUCAAAAUGAUGGUGGACGGCCAGGUUAACCUUACCUUCGUCUGCUACAUGUACAGCAAGGCCCGCUCGGAGUUGAUGCUGCCCUCUGUCUCCUAUACCAGCUUCUCCAUUGUCCUUAUUAUUCCUAGUGGCGGGUCACUUUCGCCGAUGCAGCGCUUGGUACGCCCAUUCCGCCACAUCAUUUGGUACUGCAUCCUGGCCAGUCUGGCCUCCGGCAUUCUGGUGAUCGCCAGCCUCUCUAUAAUGACGGUACCUUGCUUGCGGAAUCUGGUAUUGGGAAGAAGAAACCAUCUGCCCUGCACGGGGAUGUUGUACAGCUUGCUGGGCGGAACGGUUAUGCACAACCCGCAGAGGAACUUUGCCCGCUUCCUCCUGAUGAUCUGGCUGUUGCAAACCCUGAUCCUGCGGGCCGCCUACACAGGCCAGCUGUACCUACUUCUCCAGGACGUGGAGCUGCGAGCUCCGCUGACAAAGCUCUCCCAGGUGCUGGAGAAGGGCUACGUAUUCCACAUGCUGCCGGCCUUGAAAGGCGUUUUUCAGGAUUCGCUUGAAAUAACUAAGACGAAAGUGGUGUUCAACCUAGAGCCGUCAUUACUUCGGCUCCGGGACGAGGACGAUCCCGGGAUAGCUGUGCCCCUGCUGCAGCCCACGGUCUACCAAUUCAAUUACCGCUCCGGGCCAAACAGAAACCAUCUGACCCUGCUGCCUGUGCCGUUGAUGACCGCGCCUCUGACCAUGUACAUGCGACCGCAUUCCUACUUCAAGCGUCCCAUCGACCGGCUCCUCAUGGCCAUGAUGUCCUCAGGGAUUGUAGCUCGUUAUAGGCGGAUGUACGUCGACCGGAUAGAGCGUCUAGCCAAGCGCAGGAACCUGGAACCAAAGCCUCUGACCCCCUGGCGCCUGGGAGGGAUAUUUUUUAGCUGUGCGGUGCUUCAAUUCCUGGCCAGCUUGAUCUUCCUAUUGGAGCUGAUGUCCAGGACUCGCCCACGGUUGCAUAGGGCCCUUUCUGCAAUUAAUAACUAUUUGGCAUAGCGUUUAUUUUGGCAAUGAAAAACAGGAUUGACGCCA
Messenger RNA from Drosophila ananassae, 2038 nucleotides. RefSeq lists its product as uncharacterized. The transcript is spliced from 2 exons. Gene Ontology annotation, molecular function: glutamate-gated receptor activity. Bases 125 to 2002 code for a protein of 625 amino acids. The record is from RefSeq and is a predicted model, not a curated record. NCBI's taxonomy places the organism in Eukaryota, Metazoa, Arthropoda, Insecta, Diptera, Drosophilidae. Gene Ontology annotation, cellular component: membrane.